This is a messenger RNA of Musa acuminata AAA Group (dessert banana), 345 nucleotides long. RefSeq names its product late embryogenesis abundant protein 18-like. Bases 1 to 345 code for a protein of 114 amino acids. Gene Ontology annotation, biological process: embryo development ending in seed dormancy. The transcript has a single exon. NCBI's taxonomy places the organism in Eukaryota, Viridiplantae, Streptophyta, Magnoliopsida, Zingiberales, Musaceae. The record is from RefSeq and is a predicted model, not a curated record.
AUGCAGGCUGUCAAGAAGGUGAAGGACAUGGCAAGCACCGCCAAGGAGAAGCUAAAGGAGCACGAAGUCAAGGGCGAGGAGAAGGUUGAGAAGGCCGCUGCUAGGACCAAGGAGGAGAAGGUGGCAGCGGAGGAGCGGGCCAAGGCCAAGAAGGCCGAGGCCAAGAUGAAAAUGCACCAGGAGAAGGCCCAGCAUAGCGACGACGCCGCUGCACAUCACGGCUCCCACUUGCUCCAUGGCGGCCAUCACCACCUGCCAAUCGGCGCCGCCACUCCGACUCCUCCGGGAGUAGCCGUGCCGACCUUCCCGGUUUCCAGCGUCCGACCUGCAGCCACCAAGUACUAG